UGAACGCGUCCAUGCUCUCGUGUCUAUCUUGUUCUUGCUCUUGCUGUUUGUCUCUGCCUCUCCUGUGGUGGUGGAGGCUGCAGUGUGUGCCUGCUUGUGGCUGCUUGUUAGUGGGUUAGGUGUGCACACAGCAGACUAUGCUGAGAGAGAGGCUGUGCUUGACUCUGGCCUGUUUUGUCUCUUGUAGGGCGUGGGCGGCUACCGAAGCGGCGUGGCCCUGGGGCUGAUGGCGCAAGCCAUGUCCCGCCUGUACAUGACCCACGCAGGAGCAGCAGCACCUGGCGAGGCUCCCGACCUCUCGCCCUUCUCCACAGAGCCACCUGCCCACCACGUGCCCCACAGCUGCAAGUUCUGCGGCAAGCUGUGCGACACGCCUUCGCAGCUGGCCAUCCACCUGAGGGCGCACACGGGAGAGAGGCCUUUUUGCUGUCCGCACUGCGACUAUCGGGCCACGCAGAAGCACCACGUAAAGAGCCACCUGCAGAGAAGACACAAAGAGCUCGCCCAGGACCCCGAGGCUCACCUCGCCGCGCAGCCUAGGUUAUAAGUGCCAGGUUGGGUGGAGGAAACUAGUCGCAGAUUAGCCUUGGGGGGCCACUGACUUUGCACAGUAGGGACACGAGGCUGGUAGCAGGAGCAGCAGCAGCAGCAGCGUGGUGGUGAUGUUCCUUCUCUCUGUUCUAGGUGGGUCCUGGAGGCGGUGUUUGGUCACACGGCCUAGUUCCUGCCAACCCUCCAGCCUCCAGGC
Penaeus chinensis is the source of this 748-nucleotide messenger RNA. Its product is annotated as zinc finger protein SNAI2-like. Bases 227 to 547 code for a protein of 106 amino acids. Gene Ontology annotation, biological process: regulation of DNA-templated transcription. Lineage: Eukaryota; Metazoa; Arthropoda; Malacostraca; Decapoda; Penaeidae. Gene Ontology annotation, cellular component: nucleus. The record is from RefSeq and is a predicted model, not a curated record. Gene Ontology annotation, molecular function: DNA-binding transcription factor activity, RNA polymerase II-specific; RNA polymerase II cis-regulatory region sequence-specific DNA binding. The transcript has a single exon.